Molecule: messenger RNA, 897 nt
Organism: Lachancea lanzarotensis
Lineage: Eukaryota; Fungi; Ascomycota; Saccharomycetes; Saccharomycetales; Saccharomycetaceae
Product: LALA0S15e01574g1_1
Exons: 1
Coding region: 1-897 (298 amino acids)
Source: RefSeq, a predicted model, not a curated record
AUGAAAGUGUUUGUUACAGGUGCAUCAGGCUUUGUUGGUACAACAGUCGUUCCGGAGUUGUUAAAGUCCGGGCAUCAAGUAGCAGCAUUGGCCCGCUCAGAUGAGGCUGAACAAAAGAUCAAGAAACUGGGCUCUGAUAUAGAGGUUGUUAGAGGUGGCCUCAAGGAUUUGGACAUUUUGAAAAAAACGGCAGCCGGAUCUGACGGUGUGAUCCAUUUAGGCUUCAUCCAUGAUUUUAGCAAAUACGAAGAAAGCUGUUUGAUUGACCGGGAAGCCACAAUCACGAUGCUGGAUGCUAUUAAGGGCACCAAUAAGCCCUACGUUCAGACUACAGGAACGCUAAUGUUCCAACCAGGGACUCUGGCUACUGAGACCGGUGACAAAUCCACUAGUGGAUUGGGCACUCUGCGUUCACAAACCGAGGAUAUUGUGGUGAGCUACAAGGACAAGGGUGUUCGUGCACUUGUCGUUAGGUUGGCCCCAACGGUCCAUGGCAAAGGCGAUCCAAAUUUCGUAAAUAUGUUGAUCAACACUGCCAAAAAGCACGAGAAGUCCGGUUACAUCGGAGACGGAGCUAAUCAGUGGCCUGCAGUGUCCCGCUGGGACGCUGGCCGUCUAUUCAGGCUAGUGUUGGAAAAAGGACGCGUGGGAGCAGUCUAUCACGCAGUGGGCGAACAAGGUGUGAAAACGAAAGAUAUUGCUGGAGCCAUUGGCCAGCUUUUGAAAGUUCCAGUGGUUUCAAUUGAACCCGCAAACGCACCUGAACAUUUUGGUUUCCUUGCCACGUUUUUUGGUCUCGACUCACCGGCCUCCAGCAAGCUCACCCGCGAGGAACUUGGGUGGGAGCCAAAGGAAAUUAAUCUGGUAGAUGACAUUGUCAAAAAUUAUGUAGUCUAG